AUGGCGCCUUCUGGGUUGUACAAGCAUGGUCUGCUUGGAAUGCUUUGCCUUGCACCAACCCUUGUACAUGGCCAGAGCAGCAAAGCGGACAGUAUUCAGACCUGUCUCACAAGCGCAGGCGUACAAUCAACGAUAUCAACGGAUGAGACCUGGGCCAACGACACAGCGUCCUUCCAAUUUCGACUUCCACGACAACCUGUCUCUGUCGCCUUCCCCAAAACCAAAGAUGAUGUCGCAUCAGCUCUCGGAUGUGCACGGAAUGCGUCAGUGAAGGUAUCCGUUCUUGGUCGUGGACAUUCCUUCCAAGGCUACAGCUUUGGAACCCCAGGCAAUCUUGUCAUCGAUAUGGGCGCGUUCACCGAAUUGAGCUUUGAUAAUUCGACGAACCAACUGACCUUCGGAGGUGGAUCGAACGUGGGACCUACUGCUAAGUACGUUCACGACAACUUUGGACGUCACUUUCCGCACGUGAGAGGUUCUCAUGUCGGCCUGACUGGAAGUUCGUUCGGCGGUGGCUUCGGCACGACUAGCAGGCUUCUCGGAAUCCCUUCCGACAAUCUCGUUUCUGUUGAGUACAUGCUUUACAAUGGUACCAUUGUCAACGCUGGUCCUGGUUCGGAUCUCCUUUGGGCGGCUCAGGGUGCUGGCUCGAACUUUGGAGUUGCUCUUUCUGCAACGACCAAGACAUACGAACUUCCUUACAACGGAGCCGUGAGCUACUCGCUUGCCAUUGGGGAGGUGGGCACUGAUGCCGCUUCUGCUGCGCUUCUAGCGAUCCAAAAAUGGGUGCUUGAUGGUCAGGCGCCAGACACUCUCUCUCUGCGCUUCAGCUUGUCCAACUUCGCGUCUGCCGGGUUUUUCUAUGGGUCAGAAGCAGAUUUUGACUCCGCCAUCGCGCCACUUGUCGAAUCUCUCCAAUCUAUCAGCUCGGCUGUCAACCUCACAAAAACCAUUCUCUCGACGUUUUGGGAGUCGGAGGUAGCAGCGACUGGUAGUGGCAUGAACUUGCCGACUGGAGGCACGCUCGGUGGCCGCGCGUCGCUCGUUCAAUCGUGGACCACGACCAAUCAGCACCCGCUCACCUUGAUGCAGGCAAAAGCAUUGCUGGAUGGAUAUGAUUCACUCAACCGCACCGAUAUCACCGGUUCUGGGUUCCUCGAUUUGUGGGGCGGAGUCAGCCGUGACGUCGCCGACAGCGAUCACGCAUUUGCGCACGGCAACAACCUCUGGCUGGUCCGUGUUGAUGGGGUUGGAGCUGGUGGUGUCUGGCCGAGUGAUGGCAUUGCGUACAUGGAGAAUCUUUUCAAGCCGUUCGAGGAUACCUUGAUAAAAUUUGCCCCGCUCCGCAGCUUUGUCAACUACGUGAAUUCGGAACUCAGCGUGAAGGAGUGGAGCUCUAGGCUGUACGGUGCCAACUACGCAAGGCUUCGCAAGAUCAAGGCUGCUGUUGAUCCUGCAGAUCUGUUCUCUGGGUUCGGCCUCGCAAUCCAAACUACGAUAUCUGGGCGAUCCAGAUAG
This is a messenger RNA of Alternaria burnsii, 1518 nucleotides long. RefSeq names its product fad-binding domain-containing protein. The transcript is spliced from 2 exons. Gene Ontology annotation, molecular function: oxidoreductase activity; FAD binding. The record is from RefSeq and is a predicted model, not a curated record. The coding region runs from base 1 to 1518 and encodes 505 amino acids. NCBI's taxonomy places the organism in Eukaryota, Fungi, Ascomycota, Dothideomycetes, Pleosporales, Pleosporaceae.